UAGCGCGCGCGAAAGCUAGCUGUAAACAGGCCCGGAAGAAUAUCGCUCUCCUGCGUUCACCUGGCGUGCGCGACAACGGGCGACCGCCGCCGCCCUACUCCCAGCUGCCCAGGUCUUCGUCGGGCCCUUUGCCGGCGGCGAGUACCCACACACCAGGAUGGCGCUGAGGGGAGUUUGGCAGCUGCAGAAGCUCGUGGUAAACUACUGCGAUUGGGGAGGGAGCAGCAGGGGCAUCAGGGCCUUCAUGGAGGCACAACUUCCAGCCUUUAAGGAAAAGAAUCCACACUUAGAAGUGGUGACAGAGCUUGUCCGCGGUCAACAUCCUAACUUGAAGGGAAUUUACAAAAACCAUAACGAGCGAGUGGUCUGUGUGAGAAAUUUACCGCCAGAAGAAAUACUCCUGCAAGCCACCAGGCUAAGGAACUCCCUGGGCAGGAAAGUGGUGAAGCUGCGAACCAGACACGUAACGAAACGGCCCAGUGUUCAGGGGACGUGGACAACGGAACUGAAGAUGUGAGAGCCAAGCUACCAGCCAAGAAAAUGUCAGCUGUGUCAAUAACUUUGGUAGAGCUGCCGUAGUGCCGUUAUGCUAGCCUAUUUCAAUAGCCAAACUGUUUACACUUUUGUUCCGAGUACAGUCUAGUCAUAACAUAGAUACACUUGGACCUUGGAGUUUCUUUUUAGUGCCAGGCCGUCACAUUUGACAUUUUAGUCUGGUGAUAUCUGUCUCCUAUAUUAGACCAGUACCUUGAUGUUUCAGCUCGCGAGAUUUUGUGAACACAUAACUUUGCUAUGCUAUUGUUAUGACCAAUGAUUUCUGGUAC
This is a messenger RNA of Sorghum bicolor (sorghum), 824 nucleotides long. Its product is annotated as 54S ribosomal protein L51, mitochondrial. Gene Ontology annotation, cellular component: mitochondrial large ribosomal subunit. The transcript is spliced from 4 exons. The coding region runs from base 158 to 517 and encodes 119 amino acids. Gene Ontology annotation, molecular function: structural constituent of ribosome. Gene Ontology annotation, biological process: mitochondrial translation. The record is from RefSeq and is a predicted model, not a curated record. NCBI's taxonomy places the organism in Eukaryota, Viridiplantae, Streptophyta, Magnoliopsida, Poales, Poaceae.